Messenger RNA from Coffea eugenioides, 2924 nucleotides. RefSeq names its product pentatricopeptide repeat-containing protein At2g15630, mitochondrial. NCBI's taxonomy places the organism in Eukaryota, Viridiplantae, Streptophyta, Magnoliopsida, Gentianales, Rubiaceae. Bases 18 to 1961 code for a protein of 647 amino acids. The transcript has a single exon. Gene Ontology annotation, molecular function: protein binding. The record is from RefSeq and is a predicted model, not a curated record.
UAAUCGACCAUUCGCCCAUGAAAAAACUACGCCAAGCUCAGUGUCUCCUCAGGCUACAGCACCCGAACCUCAUUCAGCUCUCCACAAUACCUGCAGCUCAUCGGCACAAUUCCACGCUUUCUCGUUCCAAAUUGGGAAAACCCACACUGUCCGCCUCUCCAGCAGCCGCGUCAUCUAUCACCUCUCAAACUCUUCAAGAUUACGCGAAAUCUUCUCAGUGGCAUUUGAUCAAACAGGUAUCUUCAUCUUUGACGCCUAAGUUAAUCUCAUGCACCUUUCUCAGUCUCCGCUCGUCCCCUGACCUUAUUCUCAACUUCAUAAAAUAUCUUAGCCCCCAGUGCCUCAACUUGGAAUGCUACUGUCUUGCUAUUUCAAUUCUCUCUCGAAGGCCAUCUCCAAAACAAGCCACAGAGCUUAUCAAGACAGUUAUCUGUUCUCGGAUCGCGAGUAUUAGUGACAUUUUUUAUGGAUUGGUGGGUGCUAGAGAGAGAUUAAAGAUAUCGAGUUCGAUUUUGCUGGAUUUGUUGAUCAGGGCGUUGUGCGAGUUGAAAAAGGGUGAUGAGGCAUUUGAGUGCUUUAAAAUGAUGCAGGGGAUGAAUGUCUUGCCAAAGAUUGAGACUUGUAAUGAUAUCUUGAGUUUGUUCCUUAAGUUGAAUAGGACGCAAAUGGCCUGGAUUGUGUAUGCUGAGAUGUUUCGAAUGAGGAUUAAUUCUGGUUUGCGCACGUUUAAUAUUAUGGUCAAUUUGUUAUGCAAAGAAGGGAAGUUGAAGAGGGCUAAAGAAUUUAUUAGGCAAAUGGAGGGUUUUGGGUUCAAGCCGAACGUGGUAACAUAUAAUACCGUAAUUCAUGGAUACUGCUUGAAAGGGGAUCUAGAAGAGGCUAAUAAAGUUCUUGAGUCGAUGAUAUCAAAAGGGCUUGAGCCGGAUACAUAUACAUAUGGAUCACUGAUCAGUGGCAUGUGUAAGGAGCGUAGGGUGGACGAGGCGUCUGCACAUUUUGUGAAGAUGAUGGAAGCUGGGUUGGCGCCCACAGCUGUGACAUAUAACACUUUGAUUGAUGGAUAUUGUAAUAAAGGGGACUUGAAAAGGGCUUUCUCUUAUAAAGAUGAGAUGAUCAAGAAAGGAAUAAUGCCUACUGUAUCUACUUAUAAUUUGCUAAUUCAUGCUCUGCUUCUUGAAGGUACAAUUGGUGAAGCUGAUAAUUUGUUAAAAGAGAUGCAAGAAAAAGGGAUGCUUCCAGAUGCCAUUACAUAUAAUAUACUGAUCAAUAGGCAUUGCAGAGCUGGAAAUGCCAAAAAAGCCUUUAGUCUUCAUGAUGAAAUGUUUAGUAAAGGGAUUCAACCUUCCCGAGUUACAUACACUUCACUGAUUCAUGUCUUGGGCAAGAGGAACAGAAUGAAGGAGGCAGAUGACUUGUAUGCAAAUAUAUUACGAAGAGGUGUAUUACCAGAUCUUAUAGUGUUUAAUGUGUUAAUUGAUGGUCACUGUGCAAAUGGAAACAUGGAGCGUGCUUUUCUGCUUCUGGAGGAGAUGGAUAAGAUGAAGGUCACCCCUGAUGAAGUGACCUAUAAUACACUUAUUCGAGGGUAUUGCAGAGAGGGUAAAGUGGAAGAAGCACGUGGACUUUUUGCUAGGAUGAAGGAACAGGGAAUUGAACCUGAUCAUAUCACCUAUAACACACUGAUUAGUGGGUAUAGUGGGAGAGGUGACGUGAAAGAUGCCUUCAGAGUGCGGGAUGAAAUGUUUAGUUUAGGGUUCAAUCCCACUCUUCUCACUUACAAUGCUCUUAUACAAGGAUUAUGCAAAAAAGGCAAAGGAGAUCUUGCUGAACAACUCCUCAAGGAAAUGGUGAGUCAAGGUAUUACUCCUGAUGACAGCACUUAUAUUUCUUUGAUAGAAGGUAUUGGGAAUGCAGGUAGCUUUAAGGGUAAAAGUAUCCAGGAUGAGGUAUCUUGUGCAUAGACAUGUGUAGUACUUGGAAAGCCAUGCAUGGAUAGAUAUUUUGACAGUAUCAGGCAUGAGCUCUUGCUGGAGUGUAAAUUCUUGUGUUGCUUACUUCUUGAUAGCUUUAUUUUGCGAUUCGAUAUAUUAUACUCCUGCAUGAAAAGUAAAGACACUGUCAUGAGGGUGGAUAGAGUAAAAACACUGGCACCUUCAGAAUUUUGUCACAGUACAUGUGUCUACAGGCUUAAGAGGCUGUUCUGUUGAGGAUGUAGAAGCUGAUUCUCUAUUUCUAGUAAUGCUUCAAGGCAAGCAGUGAAAAAUGUCAUUGUGCUUGCUAAUGUACCCAUCUGAGCUUGUGAAGCAGACUACCUGCUACAUUGAUGUUCUUUGAGGAAAUCUCAUUGCUGCGAGAUACUCUUUAUCAACCUUUUUCAAAAAUGAUGUUUCCAGGGCACUGAAAAUAGGAUGAGAAUCAUUUGAAGGGGGUUUUCCAUCAUCAAGGUAGUAAUGUAUACUUUAUUGAUCAAAGGCUUUGCUAAAGUGGAUCUGAAUAUGAGGAUUUGGUGCUACAUUUUGCUUCGGGUGAGAGACUCUUGCAUGCAGAAACCUUUUUGUUUGGAGUAAGAGUCAUGCGACUGAAGAGCUACCUUUGAAUUAGAUGUUCAACCUGUAGAUUUGGAAGGUUUAAUGAAGUCGAAUACUUCUGCCUGCCUCAACAUGAUUUAGGACUGAUCAUGUAGAUAAAAUUUUUUCUUUUAUUCUUUUUUUUUUAUCAAUCUUUUGCUCAGCGAUGCACUCCAUUUGUACUUUGUAAGUCAUUUAUGUGCUGUAAUACUUUCGGGGAGACAUCAAUUUUGUAGUUAGAAUUCGUGUUGAACAAGAAGAAACUAUUGGUACUUAAUUGAUGAACAAGUAUUGAUGUGAUUUGAGGGAUUUUUGUAAUAUCCAUCUCCCUGAACAGUUUCUGGUUCAUUUUAUCCC